AUGGACGCGUCGCAUCGCAUACCCUCGCCUCCGAACGGCGAUAACGGUGUCGAGGAGACUCGACCCACCAAGCGACCGAGGUUGAAUCCGUCGAUUGAAGUGGGUUUCAUGCGAGAUGGCUCUGGUCGAGACUCUGCCAGUUUCGUCGGCAGUGCUAGUGGCAUACACUUCAUCCGUUCCGUCUAUGGUGCCCUGAACGCGCGGUCAAGCUCAAGAAAACUUCCAGGGGAGACACCUGAGAGCAACAUCGUGCCUGGAGAGGACGACAGACUCAACAACGGCCCUGAGAGUGGGCCAUCUAAACCGUUAUGGCAAUCCCACGAAGUCGAGUGGCAUGUGGACGAAACAACUUCGGGCACCUUUGAUGAUCUUAUUGACUGGACCAGCAGUUACUUCGACGUCUGGCAUCCGCCAUUCCCCUUUCUUCAUGCCCCAAGCAUUUUGGAGAAAUUCGAGGCCGUGGCACACCGUGGCCUCACAGCGGUGAACCCAUUCGAUGUUACAAUCAUCAAAGCCGUGGUCUCUAUUGCCCUCGCUGACCGGCGCCAGACGAACACUGUUAGCAGACCUGUCCCCAAGGCCUUGGUCUUUACCUCGUUCGAUGAGGCACUCAACAGCGUCCAUGCUGUGAUCUCGAAACCAGCCACCAUGCAGGGGCUUCAGGCCGCUGUAUGUGUGCAACUGUUUCUAGUCUCAAUGCUGCGCCUCAAUGCCGCUUCGAGACUUGGCGGCCUGAUCAUCAGGGUGUUGUUCCAACUGGGUUUGCAUCGCUGUCCUGCGCGGUUCGCGUCCUUCAAGCCGGAAGAGCAGCAGCUUCGGAGACGCCUCUUCUGGUCGAUAUACUGCAUUGAUCGUCACAUCUGCCAGGCAUUAGGUCUCCCACUGACGAUCCGUGAUGAUGACGUGGACGUAUGUUACCCGGACGAUGAGACCCAUUCCCUCCAGCGAAGCAACGGCUCAACAUCGAGGCCUGACAGCCCUUUGCCCGAUGCUUCGUUGCAGCAGGAUGGCCGCCUCAGGCUUCUGACACUGAUAGCAAAGCACGCAGAAAUCAGAGGCCUCAUAAUGGAACUUCGGAACAAAAGAGUGGAAUACCGAGCAGAAGGCUGGGACAAAGCAGUCUUGAUCAAUGCAAAACUGACGCAAUGGUGGAACCAAGUCGAGGAUUCUAUCGAGCAGGCCGAGUUACACGAGACACCAUUGUCGGAUCUCCAUCAGACAGUCUUGAAAGUGCUCAAACACGAAUCCGUCAUUUCGCUCAAUCGUCCUCUACUGGCUGCGUCGAAGACCAGUGCAAAUUAUGCGGCCGCCUUGCAGUCUGGCAUCUCCUCUUCAAAGUCUAUUAUCAAAGCGCUGAACAUGGUUGCUCAUUCGGUGAUGCCGGCUUACGACCAACCCGAGCGUACUCGAAACGCACAUUUUCCUAUGUUUUGGCCCUCCUUUACAUGGUCGAUUUGGAUGAGCGCGUUCAUCAUAUUGUAUGCUGCACUGGAAUCCGAGAUUGAUUACAAUAUUGCAGUCCGGUAA
Cladophialophora yegresii CBS 114405 is the source of this 1527-nucleotide messenger RNA. RefSeq lists its product as uncharacterized. The record is from RefSeq and is a predicted model, not a curated record. Lineage: Eukaryota; Fungi; Ascomycota; Eurotiomycetes; Chaetothyriales; Herpotrichiellaceae. The coding region runs from base 1 to 1527 and encodes 508 amino acids. The transcript has a single exon. Gene Ontology annotation, molecular function: DNA binding; zinc ion binding. Gene Ontology annotation, biological process: DNA-templated transcription.